This is a messenger RNA of Aspergillus mulundensis, 660 nucleotides long. RefSeq lists its product as uncharacterized. Gene Ontology annotation, biological process: nucleotide metabolic process. Bases 1 to 660 code for a protein of 219 amino acids. The record is from RefSeq and is a predicted model, not a curated record. The transcript has 3 exons. Lineage: Eukaryota; Fungi; Ascomycota; Eurotiomycetes; Eurotiales; Aspergillaceae. Gene Ontology annotation, molecular function: catalytic activity.
AUGUCCCAGUCAUGCCCCUUCUGUAAGAUCGCCGCCGCCCACCCUCCAGUCGCCCCUUCGGCAUGUCUCCGAACAAGUCCCAUAGAGUGUGAAUCCUCAGCAUCAACGCCAAGGCCUAGCGUAGGCGAAGAUGGCCACGCCUUUCUUAUCCUGUCCACAAACCAUGUCCUAGCAUUUCUUGAUAUCAUGCCCCUAACGCGCGGCCAUGUGCUCGUUGUUCCGCGCCGACAUUAUGAGAAGAUCACUGAGGUGGGGGUCGGGGUUAGUCGGGAGCUCGGCACAUGGCUCCCAGUCCUCUCGCGUGCCAUUAUGAGGACCGUGUUUGGCGAAAGCGAGCAUGAGAGCUCAGCUACGGAGCCAAGCUGGAAUUGGAACAUCGUGCAGAACAAUGGAGCCGGGGCUGCCCAAGUUGUCCCGCACGUACAUUUCCACAUUGUGCCUCGGCCACCUCUAGGCGCGGCGGGGACAGCGGCCAAAAUGAGCUUUGUGAUGUUUGGGCGCGGGCAGAGGGAGGAUCUGGAUGAUGAGGGGGCGGAGAAGUUGGUUGGUGAGUUGAGGGAGGAGAUUGCGAUGGAAGUUAAGAGGGUAAGGGAAACAGAGGGGGUAGAUCUUGAGGAGGAGUUUAGGGUUGAGAGUCAGAGUGAGAAAGGGAGGUUAUAA